UUUAUCAAGAAAAAAAUGGGAUCAACUGCCAAAAUAAUAUUUUGUAUGAUGUGUUCUUCGUGCAUUAUUACGUCACUCUUGGAAGCUGCAAGAAUCUUAGCAAUAAUUUCGAUACCAUCCUAUAGUCAUCAAAUUGGCUAUCAACCAUUAUGGACUGCCCUAAGCCGACGAGGACACAAAGUUGUUGUUCUAACAACGAAUCCAGUUAAUGAGCCUAACAUCACAAAUUUAACAGAAGUCGAUUUUCAUUACAACUAUAGACUAUUGAAAGAUCUAAAUCACGUAAAAAUGAUGGAGCAUGAUACAUGGAUAAAUGUAGAACGUAAUUUGCUGUUUAAUGUAGGCAAUGAAUUGACAGAGGAUAUUUAUAAACAUCCAGAAGUACGUAAAAUGUAUGCACCAGAUAGUGAUCAAAAAUUUGAUGCAGUAAUUAUAGAAGUUAUUAAAACACCUGGUCUCUAUGCAUUGGCACACAGAUUUAAUGCACCUCUUAUAGGUAUAUCAUCAGUAGGAUUGUACAGUCAUAUUUAUUAUCUUCUUGGUGCACCCGUUUUGCCAUCACAUCCUUCAAAUUGGGAAAUGAAAGAAGUUACCGGUUUUAAUCUAUCAUUGUGGCAGCGGUUAAAAAAUGUUAUUGAACAGUGGUAUCACAUAUAUUGCGUGUUGAAUCAUUUCUUUCCUCAACAGCAAGCAAUAGCAGAAAAAUAUCUCGGAAAGAAUAUACCAAACAUAGUUGACAUGGAGAGAAACAUUAGUAUUAUAUUUCAUCAUCAACAAGAAGCUCUCUCCUUUAUAAGACCGAAAACACCUAAUGUUAUAGUAUUUGGUAAUUCCCAUGUUUCAAAAAAUACUUCAGCUUUACCGAAAAACUUGAAUAAAUUUCUGGUAGAUGCACCAAAUGGAUUUAUUUACAUGAGUCUGGGUACUAAUGCUCAUAUGUCACAUUUUUCCAAGCAUGUGUUAAAGGCAUUUUGUGAUAUUUUUGCAAGUUUGUCAACAAAAGUUGUGUGGAAAUUAGAUGAAGAAUUGACGAAUAAAUCAGACAAUAUUUAUACUGCUAAAUGGCUUCCUCAACAGAGCCUCCUUGCUCACCCAAAAAUUAGAUUGUUUAUAUAUCAAGGUGGACUUCAAAGCACGGAAGAAGCUGUUUAUAACGCUGUACCACUUAUAGGAUUACCAAUUCUGGCAGACCAAUAUACGAAUGUUAAUAAAAUGGUAUCUCUCGGAGUUGCAAAAUAUCUAAAUUAUCGAAAUAUUUCAACAGAAAUUGUAAAUUCAUCCAUAACAGAUCUCUUAAACGAUAAGAGGUAA
Molecule: messenger RNA, 1311 nt
Organism: Camponotus floridanus (Florida carpenter ant)
Lineage: Eukaryota; Metazoa; Arthropoda; Insecta; Hymenoptera; Formicidae
Product: UDP-glucuronosyltransferase 2B17
Exons: 4
Coding region: 16-1311 (431 amino acids)
Molecular function (GO): UDP-glycosyltransferase activity
Source: RefSeq, a predicted model, not a curated record